Gastrolobium bilobum is the source of this 2069-nucleotide messenger RNA. Its product is annotated as putative nuclear RNA export factor SDE5. The record is from RefSeq and is a predicted model, not a curated record. Lineage: Eukaryota; Viridiplantae; Streptophyta; Magnoliopsida; Fabales; Fabaceae. Bases 333 to 1817 code for a protein of 494 amino acids. The transcript is spliced from 12 exons.
UGGGUCAGUCAAAGUUGUUUUCUUGGCCACUCUAUCAAUUAUUCUCUUGCAAAAUGCAUGACCAAUUUUAUACAUUUCAUUUUUGCCAUUUUGAUUGCAAAAUAAUGUUAUCCUACCUAGGUGCGGUGCGGUACGGUGCAGUGCAGUUUGAUUCCUAAUUUUAAUUCUUCUUCUUUUUGUGUUUUUUUUUUUUCUUGAUAAUUUUAUUUGUUUUCUCUGUGUCUUUGUUUUUCUGUAAUGUAAUUCUUAUAUCGUAUUUACGGACAAAGGUUUCCCUUUUCGAAUUGGAACGCUCUCCUCGUAGUGGUUUGUGUGUUUAUAGCAUAAUUGGGAUGGAAGUCUCUGGCCAGAAUGUAGUGACAUGUGAUGAAGAAAAAGCAUUGAAGUGCUUGCUUGAUGCCUUUGGCUCUGCAUUUUCUCUUGAGGAAAUAGCUUCUGCUUACUGCAAGGCAAGCCGGAAUGCAUGCUUGGCUGGGGAAAUUUUGUAUGAAAUGCAGGGAAGCUCCUCAACCUCUGCAACCCCUUCAUCUAAUGGAGGUGCCAGGGUUGAAGAGUCUUCACUAUCAUCUGAUGGAUAUCCCUUUGAAAAUUUCGCCCAAGAAAGAAAAAAAUCAAGCUCCAGAGUUCGCCCAGCUUCAACAGGUACUGUUUCAAGCAUUAUUGGGAAGGAUUAUGUUAGACCCAUGUCAUCAGGAAAUGGGUCUUAUGGUGUCACUAAACCAAUUAAGUUGGAUGCAAAUGUGCUGCCAAUGACUGGAAUCUGGCGUGAAAAAUGUAAGCCGGAUAUGUUAAAGCAUGAUCAGCUUCAGCAGGAUAUGGAAGAUUUCUUAUUUAAAAUGCUUGGAGAUGGCUUUCAGCUUGACAGAAAUAUGAUACGGGAAGUUCUUGAUAUUUGUGGUUAUGAUAUGCAAAAGAGCUUGGAAAAACUACUAGAUCAAUCAAUUGUGGCUCUGGACAAAAGGACAGCUGAUGUUGGUGAUUCAGCUGGGAGGUUUACAGAUGUGAAACCAAAAUCUGAAGCGCCUUCAUCGGAAAGAAAGUCUCAGAAUUUAAAUUAUUUCAGAGGCGAUCAGAGCAUUGUUUCAAUUAAAGAAGUAGAAUCACAUAAGCAACAGAAAGAGAGAGUUGACCUUCAAAAAGAAGUAUUGUCUACUUUGUUUAGUUAUCGUGAGCAUUCUGAAGAGUCUCCUAGUAGAAUUGUAAAGGGCGUAAAGAAGAAUUCACGAUAUGGACAUGUGGUGUAUGAACCUCCCAAAGACUCGAUGGAAGAAUACAAGAUUGACAUGAACUUCUCACUACAAGAAAAUGUCGAUGCAGAUGCAGAGGACGAGGAAGACUACCAGACUGUGCGAAGAGCUGUGAAGGAGCACCGAGCAACAAUGAAUGAAUAUUAUAAAGCAGCAGUUGAUGCAUUUGCAAAUGGGGAUCAAAUCAAAGCUGAAACACUUUUAGAUAAGGGGCAUAUUUUUCUCAAAAAGGCUCGUGAAGCUGAUGAAGAAUCUAGCAGAAUGAUUCUUGAAACUAGGAAUACAGAAGCACAAGAAAUGGUGCUUGACUUGCAUGACCAUAGUUCAAAGGAGGCUAUACGUCUGCUAAAGUUUCAUCUAUCUUCCCUUUCUGGCAUUCCAUCCUUUAAGUGCCUCAAGGUUAUCAUUGAUUCAAAUGAUCAAGAAAACACUAAAGGGUCUCGCAGACGACGGGUAUUAAAACUAUUAGAGCAGGAAUCUAUAGAGUGGGUUCCAGGAGAAACUGCUCAUACAAUAUUGAUCCGCUUGGAUAGCAUAGAGCGUAAAGGUUUGAGUUUUCUCAAAACAUAGCUGCCUUUUGAAUGAAGGGUGGUUUAUUAUACCAAGUCUCCGAUUAGUUAACAAAUGAUUAACCAUCCAUGCCCACAAUGUGCGAGUAAUUGGCUAUUGGUGUAAUUCGCAAUUGAAGUUGUAAGGUGUGUUUGGUUUUCUAGCCACAUAAUUUCCCCCAAAUUUUGUAACAUUUUUUGAAAUAUGGAAGAUCCAAAUCAGUAAAUGUCUUUUUCCUCUCUGAGAAUGAAUUCUUAGACAAUAAAGUUUUAC